AUGUGUUUAUUACUGGGUGCGACGGGCGUCGGAAAGACCCUGCUUGUAAAACAACUGCAGAAGCUGUGUCAGAGGGGUGAGCCAGCUGCUUUAGGAGAACCACCUGCUACUCUGCCUACAGUGGGCACUAACCUGACUGACCUGACACUGAAGAAGAGAAGCGUGACUAUCAGAGAGUUAGGAGGCUGCAUGGGCCCUAUAUGGCCCAGCUACUUUAGAGACUGCACAUCUGUUAUUUUCAUGAUAGACUCUGCCAACAUCACACAGAUUUCCUCCUCGUGCAUCCAGCUGCUCAGCGUUCUCUCGGCCGAGCCACUCCGUUCCGCCUCUGUCCUUGUGCUGUUCAAUAAGAGUGAUCUUGCAUGCACUAUGUCACCAGUGAAAAUAAAAUCACUCUUUAGGAUGGAUGACAUCAUUGCCUCUGCUUCCCAAUCGAUCACAGUUUUGGAGCUCAGUGCUCAUUCUGGAAAGGGCCUUCAGGAAGUUCUCAACUGGCUGGACGUGACUCACCCUGACUGACCCAGACAGCACACAGGUCAAAACGCAAAUCAUAGAAAAUACUGACACUUUCUCACUCACUCAUUCUCUAUACCACUUACCCUGUACAGGGUUGCGGGAGGACUGGAGUCUAUACCAGGGGACUAAGGUGAGCAUUAGGUGAGUUACGCCUUGGAUAGAGAGCAAGUCAAUUGCAGGGCACAAGCACACACACGCACUCACUCAUUCACUAUUGAGUAAUUUGGAAACGGCAAUUUGCCUAAUCUGCAUCUCUUUGGAAUGUGGGAGGAAACCAAAAUACUCAGAGGAAACCCACCAAGCACAAACUCCAUGCACAGACUGAGGCGGUGCAAGACCACAGUGAUCAAACCUGUCUACGACUUUGUCUCGUUCUUGUUCACAUUGUUUACCGAUUGACUGACCUCUGCCUGUUUAUUGACUUCUGUUUUUGAUUACACACAUUUGAUUUGACUGCCAGUGUUUAGUACAUUUAAUAAAAUACCCUCUUUUAACUACAACUGUGUCUGCAAUCUCCUGACGUGGGUGUUUCCCAUAGAUCAAUUUGUUGUUUGUUAAUCAUGAUAUCGGUGUUGACUGCCACAGAUUGAAUUUCUAAUUCAACACACAGACCUAUAUGUAAACAGCCCUGCC
This is a messenger RNA of Clarias gariepinus (North African catfish), 1149 nucleotides long. RefSeq names its product ADP-ribosylation factor-like protein 16. Bases 1 to 519 code for a protein of 172 amino acids. Lineage: Eukaryota; Metazoa; Chordata; Actinopteri; Siluriformes; Clariidae. Gene Ontology annotation, molecular function: GTPase activity; GTP binding. The record is from RefSeq and is a predicted model, not a curated record. The transcript has 5 exons.